AUGAGGUUUCCGCCAGCCACUGUGAUGCUCACAUGGCCUUCUCCCAAUCAUGUUGACCCCAUUGAGCGGGGCCCGGCGCUCAUCAUCGUCGAGCUGACCUCGUUGAGCAUUGCGCUUUUUGUCCUGUGCUUGCGACUGUACGUCAGAUUCUUCAUCAUCCGAAGAAGCUGGUGGGAUGAUUGGCUUAUGAUUGUUGCCUCUUUAUUUGCGGAUAGCUCCUCUUGGCUCAUCAUUCCGACGGUUAACGUGGACGGCCAUUGCUGCCAUCUUCGCCUUUGCAUACCGGCUUGGCAUUAUUGGGACCUCUUUGUGGAAAACCGAAAGUGCCUGGAUGAAUGGCCGCCCCUAGCUGCUCAAAGUGUUUCAACAGUGGUGAUUGACGUUAUCGUUUACAUUAUACCUAUACCGACACUAUUCCGAUUGAAACUUCCUGCAGCGCAGAGACUUGUCCUCAUGUUUCUCUUUAGCCUCGGCACAGUUGUUGUCGUGGCUGGAGCCAUGAGAACCUAUUGGAUUCACCACGUCGAAAAGGAAACGUACGAUGUUACAUGGGAAGGCUUUGAACUUUGGAUAUGGACAGCUCUUGAAGCCAACCUUGCCGUAGUUUGCGGCUGUGUUCCUGUUCUUCGCCCCCUGUUGCUGUUGACGUCGGAUUGCAAAUCACCAAAUUUGGUGGAGAGAUCAUCUCCCCCAACGAUUGGGUCUGGCGAAAAGGAAAAAGGAAAGCGUGAUGACUUGGGAUACGAUGCGUACGAUGCGGGUGAAGACAUGCUGAGCCUGGUUAAUACAACUUUGUCUACGCCCAGCAAUUCGUUCAAUACGCCCUUUCAACUAUCAAGUCCUGGCUGGUCACCGAUUCUAGAUGAAUGGGCAAGGCGACAGCAUCAGAAGCAAUUCAGACGUUGA
Colletotrichum navitas is the source of this 906-nucleotide messenger RNA. RefSeq lists its product as uncharacterized. The transcript is spliced from 4 exons. NCBI's taxonomy places the organism in Eukaryota, Fungi, Ascomycota, Sordariomycetes, Glomerellales, Glomerellaceae. Bases 1 to 906 code for a protein of 301 amino acids. The record is from RefSeq and is a predicted model, not a curated record.